UGUUGUCAUCAGCUAUGCAGCGCGCUGAUUGGCCGAGACAAUCCUCUGUUUGCAUUGUGGGUUCCUCACCAUUCUUGCAUGUAGUACACACACAAAGACUGCUCCAAGAGUCCCUCGUUGUAUUCUGUUGGGUGUGUGCAUUAGAUAACAACAUCAACCACUUUUAACGCGAUUACAACCAAAUGUUUAAGAAGUAGUAGUUUAACGUCUGAGCUACUGGACUGGCUUCCUCACAGGACGAAUCGGAGUCCGGAGCACACCACGCCACAGCCUCACAUCCCUGAUAUGGAGCUGAGGGAGGAGUGGCAGGAUGAGGAGUUCCCCAGGUCAGAGGAGCCCACCGCAGUGACGCCUGAAACGCCGCUCCCUGAAGAUACACCCAACCAGGAGGAUGAGCUGGAGAGUGUCAUUGCCAAUGGAAACAGACCCGCUCCCCCCAACAGCCUGGCGCUUUCAGGGAACUCCGUCAGGAAGAAGCGGCUGGUGGCACCUACGCUCAGCCUCACGCUGGACAAGCCCGACUCUCUAGACCGCAGCGUCAAGUCCGAUGAGUUCUCCACGGCCGCCCUGUCGCCCUCAUUGGAGGACCCAGACCUGGAUAUCAACCUGGAUGCCAUGGAGACGCCGUCGGACAGCGAGUCCUGCAACUUCCCCGGCAGCAUGCAUGACCUGGAGUGGGAAGAUGACUUGCCCAGGAUGGGGGUGGAGGAGGAGGGCAGGGCUUGCUCUCCAGCCAUGGCUAACCUGGAACUGGACCAGGUGGACAGCCGAGGCCGGCGCUGGCGUCGCUUCUGCAUCUCUGGCCAGGACUAUCACGUCAACAUGAGUGUGCUGGAGCCUUACCUACAGGUGCUCUCCCACGGAGGUUACUAUGGAGAAGGAAUGACUGCCAUCGUCUUGUUCUCAUCCUGUUACCUGCCAGAGAACACUAUGGAGAACUAUGAAUAUAUUAUGGACAAUCUAUUUAAGUACAUAGUGGGGACGCUAGAUCUUAUGGUGUCCGAAAACUACGUCAUGGUCUACCUCUGUGGAAUGGCACCCAGGAACAAAAUGCCCGCCAUCAAAUGGCUCCGGCAGUGUUACAACUCCAUAGACAGGAGGUUGAGGAAAGACCUGAAGGGUCUGUUUGUGGUGCACCCAGUGUGGUAUGUGAAGGCUCUGAUCACACUUAUCAAGCCCUUUAUAAGUGAGAAGUUUAGCCGGAAGGUGAAAUUCAUCCACAGCCUUCAAGAGCUCUCCAAGUUCAUCCCUAUGGAGCACCUGCAGAUCCCAGACUGCAUCCGAGAAUAUGACGCCACACUGACCGUCUGAGGCGACCGUGGGUUGGUUUGUAAAUACAGCGAUGAUGGUGUUAGAAGGGUAAAGGUGAAGGCUUGGCCCACACUCGAGACCACGAGGCAGAAGCGUCUCCAGCGGCCAGAAACUCCUCGAGGCGUCCACCUCUUUAUAUUCAUGGACUUGUUUAACCACUGUCAGAGGCCAUUGUCAUUUUCCUGCACACCACCUCCUUUAUGGAACAGAAAAGCCACUUUUUAAAGCUCUUAAUGUUGAAUGAAUGCGCUCAACCGAGAACAUAUUUAUAUUUUAAUGGGAAUGCACGCCCAUACAACAAGGGGCUUGAUAACAAAACAAAUUACCUUUUGAACCUCAAAUGGUGAUCAACAAUACACUAUUUCUUCAUCUCUUCCUCUCUUGAUUGCGCAACACCUGCCUGAGCGGAGCGGGUGAGGACUGAUUCAAAUAAGUGUGCAACUCGAGCACUGUUGCAUAACAGCCGUGAUUUAUGAGCGUGUAAUCACUGUUUCAAUGAAAGGGGGCACAUCUAAUCUAGCUGAGUGAGUUCAGCGAAACAUUUAUUAGACACAAUCAAAUGAAUCUGGCAGCAUAUGGUUCCUGUUGCAGUUUCAUUACAACUUCAACACAACGGGUUUCAUGUGUUACAACCUAAGCCACUUUAAUGCAAAAUUGCGUUUUGGGGAAAAAGUUAAUGGUCAAGGUUUUUACAGCCAGUGAGUCAUGUUUUAAACAAUGGACCGAAGAUUUUUUACAAGAGCUAUUUUAUUUUCAUUUUGUAAGUCAAUUCCCUCUGCAUUCUCCAUUUAAUGUUGUUAGGUGCACGGUUUUCCUUCCUCUUUUCUCCCCUUAGAUGUAUGGCAUUUAAUAGCCUUACCUCAGAGCAAAUAUUUAUACAAGGGAACAUUUGGACAGCUUGUACUUUCCAGCAGCCAGGACCGUUACAAGCAGUUAUGCAGCAAUGGACCUUCAGACUGUUUCAGAUAGAUUUCAAAGAUGGGAAUGCAAGUGGAUAUGGGCUUUUCUGCUGCUAUAAUGUCUAAUUAGUUGUGAAGAUUGUAAUGGAAGACCUGGAGGUUGGGAGCACUGUUGAAAGUCUAUUGAAGCAGUGUGAACUUGGAGGAAAUGGGCUUUGGCAGGAGGGGGAAGUGAGGUAACGGCGCGGUGUGCAUUUUAGUUAUAAACAGGAACCAAGUUGUGCUGGCUAGGAAGGUUAAAUAAUAAUUUCCUGUUUGAAAUUUUUUCCUCUCACUGUGAUUCUCAUAUUGGGAGUCAGGAGAAGUCUGCAAAAUGUUUUAAUUGUUUAUUUAACAGAAGUGUAAAUAGUGUGCUAUAAAAAAAAUAAAAACAUAAAAAUGA
This is a messenger RNA of Alosa sapidissima (American shad), 2652 nucleotides long. RefSeq names its product BCL2 interacting protein like (gene bnipl). Lineage: Eukaryota; Metazoa; Chordata; Actinopteri; Clupeiformes; Clupeidae. The record is from RefSeq and is a predicted model, not a curated record. Bases 286 to 1311 code for a protein of 341 amino acids. The transcript is spliced from 10 exons. Gene Ontology annotation, cellular component: cytoplasm. Gene Ontology annotation, biological process: apoptotic process.